This is a messenger RNA of Nematolebias whitei (Rio pearlfish), 2428 nucleotides long. RefSeq names its product methionine adenosyltransferase II, alpha a (gene mat2aa). Lineage: Eukaryota; Metazoa; Chordata; Actinopteri; Cyprinodontiformes; Rivulidae. Gene Ontology annotation, cellular component: methionine adenosyltransferase complex; cytosol. The coding region runs from base 213 to 1403 and encodes 396 amino acids. The record is from RefSeq and is a predicted model, not a curated record. Gene Ontology annotation, biological process: S-adenosylmethionine biosynthetic process. Gene Ontology annotation, molecular function: ATP binding; methionine adenosyltransferase activity. The transcript has 9 exons.
CCAACAGUUGGUUGUAGAGGAAGCACUGGAGGGGGGGUCUGGACUCUGGAGGAGUUCAGACUAAUAAAAACAGCUGCCUGGUCCUUUGACGUCUCUUCUGCUGGUUGAGUCUUUAAUUGCAGUUGUAGGAGCCGCUUAAAUUCUGCUUCUGUGCGAUCUAAUACAGGAACCUCUCUGCUAGCCUGUUAGCUUGCUAACACACCGUGUCUAAGAUGAACGGCCACCUGAACGGUUUUCACAACAACUUGUUCCAUGAAGAAGACUGCUUCCUCUUCACCUCUGAGUCAGUCGGAGAAGGUCACCCUGAUAAGCUUUGUGACCAAAUCAGUGAUGCCGUGUUGGACGCUCACCUGAAACAAGACCCUGAUGCCAAAGUAGCAUGUGAGACCGUAGCAAAGACGGGGAUGAUCCUGCUUGUGGGGGAGAUCACCUCCAGAGCUAGCGUUGACUAUCAGAAGGUUGUCAGAGAUACCAUCAGGGACAUCGGCUAUGACGACUCCAGCAAAGGUUUUGACUAUAAGACCUGCAAUGUUCUGGUGGCUCUGGAGCAGCAGUCUCCGGACAUCGCUCAGGGAGUUUACCUGGACCGUAAAGAAGAGGACGUAGGCGCUGGGGACCAGGGUCUCAUGUUUGGAUACGCCACCGAUGAGACCGAGGAGUGCAUGCCCCUCACCAUCGUCUUGGCUCACAAGCUCAAUGCCAAGAUGGCGGAACUGCGUCGAGAUGGAUCGCUGCCGUGGAUCCGACCCGAUUCCAAAACGCAGGUAACGGUUCAGUACCGGCAGGACAGAGGAGCUGUGGUGCCACUGCGAGUCCACACGAUUGUCAUCUCCGUGCAGCAUGAUGAGAGUGUAAGUCUGGAGGAGAUGCGUCACACUCUGAAGGAGCAGGUGGUGAAAGCCGUGGUUCCUGCUGGGUACCUGGAUGACGAUACCAUUUACCACCUGCAGCCCAGUGGUCGCUUUGUCAUUGGAGGUCCACAGAGCGAUGCAGGUCUGACCGGACGUAAGAUCAUUGUGGACACCUAUGGAGGCUGGGGAGCGCACGGAGGUGGAGCUUUUUCUGGAAAGGACUACACAAAGGUGGACCGCUCUGCAGCGUACGCCGCUCGCUGGGUGGCGAAAUCUCUUGUCAAAGCUGGACUCUGCAGACGUGUCUUGGUCCAGGUGUCCUAUGCUAUUGGAGUGUCCCAUCCCCUGUCUGUCUCCAUCUUCCACUACGGUACCUCCCAGAAGACCGAAAAAGAGCUACUGGACAUUGUGAGGAAGAACUUUGACCUCCGUCCAGGAGUUAUCGUGAGGGAUCUUGACCUGAAGAAGCCCAUCUACCAGCGAACGGCAUCUUACGGUCACUUUGGUCGCGACAUCUUUCCAUGGGAGAUCCCCAAGAAGCUGAAAUACUGAACCCUGCUCUCCGCUCGCACCUGUCGGGUGUAAACCUGUGUUCGUCCUCUCCUCCUUUCCUCCUCAUACAUGGUUACAUCCCAACACCCUCAGCUGCAUUAGCCACCAGUUGACAAUUACUAUAUUUAUGACAGAUUUGAAUCUAAACUCUUCCACAGUAAAAAGUAUUAAAUGCUGAGACUUUGCAGUGUGUAGAAGUGAGCAGUUUUCUCACGUUCAAUCUUUGCGUUCUCUGUAAAUGUCUUCUAUUUAGCAAAGUGAAAACUCGCGCUCCUUUCUUUGAUAUUAUGGCACAAACAAAGUACUUUUUUAUUUGGUUGUUUUGCUGCUGGUGCAGUCCCUUCAGGCCAUUAUUAUUCUGACGUUUUACAGAGAAGUCAGAAGCUGCUAAUGCCGUUAUGGUUUUAUUGGACUGCGCCACGGUUCCUGUAUUUUUAUGUAAUUUAUUUUGUAGGUUGAAAUGUCAUGUGGAUGCUCUAAAUUAUGAUGAAUCCUGUCUGUGUUCUGACCAAGAAUGAGAUAAUCUGUUUUUUUUCCUGUAUUGAGUGAUUUGAUGUAGUUAUAAAGACAGCUCUGUAUCCUCCUAAAUGGAGCUGCUUUUAUCUGAUUGCAACUGUGCAUAUGUUGUUUGAUUGCUGUGGGACCUAACAGUUGGUUGAGCGGAGCAGAACUCCUCUUCAGUUUCCUCCCAUCGUCGGUCUGACCAGGACGUAGGAUGGACGGGUAUGAAGGACGAUGAAGAGCAGAAGCAGCACAGUCGGUGAAGUGAUUGUAUGGAGUGGAACAGGCUUCUGAGCUGGAUAAAUGUUGAGCUGUGCUUUAUGUUUGCUCUUUAGAUUGAAUUUAUUGAAUUACUUUCUUUUUUUUUUGUUGUUGUUCAUAGAAACUCUUCAGGGUUUGCUACAGUUGCCAAGAUUAAAAAAAUAUUGUGGAAAUCCAUAGUUGAUGCUCAAACAUCACCCUGUUCGCCCUUGUCAGUAACUUUCCUUCCAUAUUUAAGAAAUACGCCACUAUAUUCCAAAAUA